Solea solea (common sole) is the source of this 823-nucleotide messenger RNA. RefSeq names its product microfibril associated protein 5 (gene mfap5). The coding region runs from base 90 to 476 and encodes 128 amino acids. Gene Ontology annotation, biological process: embryonic eye morphogenesis. The record is from RefSeq and is a predicted model, not a curated record. Gene Ontology annotation, cellular component: microfibril. Lineage: Eukaryota; Metazoa; Chordata; Actinopteri; Pleuronectiformes; Soleidae. The transcript is spliced from 7 exons.
GAAGAAGACAAAAGAGUCAUAAAACUAAAGCAGUUGUGGACGACAGCAAAACUUCUCGUAAAAGCGUGCGCCUCUUACAAGUUGAAGGAAUGGGCAGCCUUCCAGUGGCCCUGCUCCUCUGCAGUUUCCACGUGCUCACAGCUGUAGCCCAAACCCCGGAGUCUGAGACCAUUGAGGCACCGGGAGGCACCCUGCCAACCAACUGUAGGGAGGAGAUGUAUACUUGCACCAGGAUGUACUCGGUUCACAAGCCUGUCAAGAGAUGCAUUGGCAGUGUUUGUUUCUACAGCGUCCCUCGUGUCUACGUGAUCAACAAAGAGAUCUGCACGAGGACGGUGUGCCAGCAGGACGAGUAUCUGAAAGCUGAGCAGUGCAGAGAAUUGUCUGGGUGGCCCAAGCGUUUUCAGAGGUCAACUAACAGGAAACGCUGUCGCAAUCGCCGUAGCAACAGCAAAACCUGGGCAAACAAGGCCUGACGGGGACAGGGAUGAUGGUUUGACCACCGGUGAGGAUGGAGAGCCCGAGAAGGGGCGUUGUCAUAAAAACAGCCCAUAACACUAUAUAUUCUGCAUUCUACUGUGUAUUUGUCUUUUAACUGUGUGUGAACACUGAAGGUGUGCUCAUGUCAUGUGUUGGACACAGAUCAUGUCUUUGAUGGUUUACGACACAUUUAUGGUACUGUAGUAAUGGACCUAUAGCAGCACUGAGUCAUUUCAUUGACCAAAGACAGACCUACUCUGUAGUGAGGAACUGUACGACGCUUACUGACAAUCUACAAUUAAAUGCACUAUAGUAUACGUUCAAAUAAAGAUACAUCUGUUCA